Triticum aestivum (bread wheat) is the source of this 795-nucleotide messenger RNA. RefSeq lists its product as uncharacterized. NCBI's taxonomy places the organism in Eukaryota, Viridiplantae, Streptophyta, Magnoliopsida, Poales, Poaceae. Bases 56 to 454 code for a protein of 132 amino acids. The record is from RefSeq and is a predicted model, not a curated record. The transcript is spliced from 4 exons.
UCCAUCAGUGUCUCCAAAACUCUCCGUGGUCAGGGAAAAGAGUGGUGCUAGCGAGAUGCCUGGCCGCGGUCUGCUUGGUGCCGAUGGAGCUGCAGGAGCGAGGAAGAACAAGAUGGUCAAGAUCGCUGUGACAGCUCUGGCCAUGGUGCUGCUGCUCACGGCGGCGGCUGUUUCCACGGCGCCCGACGGCCGUGGCCGGCUCCGCGCCUUCUUCAUGAUGAUCUGCGUGCUCUCCCAGAUCAACCUGGGCCGCCUUCUGGCGAGGGAGGCUGUUCGGGCGCGGACGACGGCGGCCCGGCGGUGCUACGCGGUGAGCGCCGUCGCGUGCUGCCUGGAGCUCGCGCUCAAGCUGUACAUGAUCCUGGUGCUGUGCCCGGCGGGGGUGGAGGAUGGUGUUCACUGUUUAGGUACGCCGCGCUCGGGUGGAUGUGCCUGCCAAAGGAUCGAAGAUUGAUCAUUUCUUAGUCUGGAGAUGUGCCGUUUUGUGUAGUUCCUACUCUGCUAAGCUAGUACAAGUUUGGAAGGGGCCUGUCUUAAGGUGUUUUAGUUUCAAUUUGCCACAGCAGCUUUGGUGUGGCUGUAGUCUGGAUUUGAAUUUGUUUAGUUGAAGCCAGUGAGGCUAUUCCGUGAGCAACAUUUCUUAUUCUUGACGCGGCAGUAGUUUGCAACCACAUCUUCAAGUGCGCGUAGGUCGUUUCACUGUGCAAUCAACCUGAUCUUUUCUUUAACCACUUUGUAUCAGUUCCUUUAGACUGUAACCUGUACUCUCUGGUUGUAUCGUUAAACCCCAGUGAA